Molecule: messenger RNA, 1087 nt
Organism: Trichobilharzia regenti
Lineage: Eukaryota; Metazoa; Platyhelminthes; Trematoda; Strigeidida; Schistosomatidae
Source: the annotation of a GenBank genome assembly
ACUUCACAACUUGAGUUUUAUAGUUUCCUUUAUCCUCUCCUGUUUGUCGUAGGGGUAUUAAAAUUUUCCAGACAUAUUCAUGGAUAGGUGGGAAAAGAUAGCGAUUGAAACGUUCACCCCCAACCCAAAAGUAUGGUUGAGGUAUGUAGAUGACACAUUCACUGUACUUAGAACGUAAGAUAUAGAUAGAUUUUUUGAACACAUCAACUCGAAGGUAGAGGCAAUUCAAUUCACUUAUGAAUUGGAAAGACAGGAAGGGGAACUUCCAAUGUUAGAUUGCAGCGUUAAAAGGAAAGAAGAUAAGAAGUUAAACACUAGUGUUUACAGGAAACCCACACAUUCAAACAGAUAUUUGAACUUCUGAUCAUCCCAUCGUAUGUCUGUAAAAAUAGGAUUGGUGAAAUGUUUAAGUGACAGAGCAAAAAAACUAAGUAGUACCAAGGAAAAUCUAAGACAGGAAGUGAUACAUAUAAGAGAAGCCUUGAAACUUAAUAAUUACCUGGAUAAAUUAGUCGGGAAAUAUGAAAGGAAAUGUAAAAAUAAAAUAAAUAAUGAUAGUACUGAUAGUGAUAAUAAUGAUACUAAGAAUAACAUGCAUGUCAAAUAUGCGCAUGACAACACCAACAAUAAGGAAUCUAAAUCAUCAGUAGUAAUCCCAUACAAGAAAGGAACCUCGGAAACCUUACGCAGAAUUCUUAACAUGGCGGGCAGGAAUAAAAGUGGUUGUCAUUCAAACCACCCACAAAAUCAAUUAGAAACAAGCUUUGUCGAUCAAAGGGUCAAUCCUGUGGACCCGUCAAAACAAAACAAUUUAGUUUAUCUAAUACCCUGCUUACGAUGAUUGUCAGGUCAAAAACAUAGGUCAAACUAGUAGAGCAGGUGCAGUUAGACUAGCUGAACAUAAAAAGCUAGCAAAAUCUAGAUUGGUUGACCCGAAUAAGAUAAGAAAUCUAGGGAAUAGUUCACCUAUAGCACUCACUACAUACAGUCACACACAACCACACAAUAGGAUAGAUGUCAUAGGAUGACUCUUGAGGUUCUACCAUGCCAGGCAGGUUGUUUGGAUAGCGGUUAAACAAAAAGCAGC